Molecule: messenger RNA, 384 nt
Organism: Acanthoscelides obtectus
Lineage: Eukaryota; Metazoa; Arthropoda; Insecta; Coleoptera; Chrysomelidae
Source: the annotation of a GenBank genome assembly
AUGCAUUCUAAAAUUAGGAGCAAAGUAGCCGCCGCGCUGCUCAACAAGCACCUCCAAAUCAACGGCAUCGCCGCCGGGUUAACGUCCCAGCUAAGAGCCAGCGUAGACGAGGCGGCGGCCGCCGCGAUGGCAGCCGCGUACGAAGACGACGGCAACAGUGGCGCUAAGGGUGCGUCUGCACCGGCGAGCACCGGCCAUCAGACGCCCGCGUCAGACGGUGAGACUGCGGCGGGGUCGAGGAGCUCGAACAUGAAGAGAGAAAGAAAGGCUGCUAGGACGUUGGGGAUUAUCGUGUCAGCGUUUUUGAAAACUACCCAGGAAAAAUCCUUUUUUUCCAUUAAGGCUACCACACUACCAUCGAAUAGUGCGGAAAUAUCUAGAUAG